Solanum stenotomum is the source of this 824-nucleotide messenger RNA. RefSeq lists its product as uncharacterized. NCBI's taxonomy places the organism in Eukaryota, Viridiplantae, Streptophyta, Magnoliopsida, Solanales, Solanaceae. The transcript is spliced from 6 exons. Gene Ontology annotation, molecular function: zinc ion binding. The record is from RefSeq and is a predicted model, not a curated record. The coding region runs from base 98 to 700 and encodes 200 amino acids.
CAAAUUCUACAACUUCCUCCGUUCACCGAUCAUUUCAUCAAUCGAAUUGAUAAUUGCAAUUCAGAGAAUCUUAGAGAUUUUUUUUUGGAGGAGAAUAAUGGCGGUAGCUUCUGAUCAAGCCACAAGCAUCUGCAGUUACUGUGACAGAGCGAUUCCUUCUUCCAAUCUCGAUUUGCAUGUUGCUCACUGCUCCCGGAAGCUUGAAAAAUGUAAAAUUUGCGGGGAUGUGGUUCCAAAAAAACAUGCAGAAGAACAUUUCUUGAGCACUCAUGCUCCGGUAGCCUGUUCUUUGUGUAGCGAGACAAUGGAGCGUGAGGUAUUAGGUGUUCACCAAGGUGAAAAUUGCCCACAAAGGAUUGUGACAUGCGAGUAUUGCGAAUUUCCUUUGCCUGCAAUUGAUUUAUUUAAGCAUCAGGAAGUAUGUGGGAAUAGAACAGAACUCUGUCAUAUGUGUAGCAGAUACAUUAGGCUCUGUGAAAGAGAUGUCCAUGAGAGUAGAUGUAAUGGAGGCACAAACAUCAUUGCAGAAUCUUCCAGGAACACUAGUCCAGCUGAGAGAGAUCAUCACAAUGUUCCUAGAAGGCAACCACACGAAGCUUCCAGGAAGCGGCUUCUAUUUACAAUUGCUAUAACGGGCGUUGCUGUUUUGUUUGGCUCACUUAUUUUCCAGAAAAAAGCUGAACACAGUCAAAUGCCUUAGCGUCUUUACUGUUAUCCAUGAACUGAUAUUAUGUCAAUUUUAAUUAGGAGUUCCAAGAAUCCAUAAUGUACCUACAAAGAACUAACAUGCAAUCAAAGAUAUGAACAAUUACUGUUGUAUGUAA